Messenger RNA from Malaclemys terrapin pileata, 3174 nucleotides. RefSeq names its product HLA class II histocompatibility antigen, DP beta 1 chain-like. The record is from RefSeq and is a predicted model, not a curated record. NCBI's taxonomy places the organism in Eukaryota, Metazoa, Chordata, Testudines, Emydidae. The transcript has 6 exons. Gene Ontology annotation, cellular component: external side of plasma membrane. The coding region runs from base 396 to 1532 and encodes 378 amino acids. Gene Ontology annotation, biological process: immune response.
ACAAGUCUUUUGUCUCUGGAUAGUCCCUACCCAUUUCAACUGCUGUGGGUUAGCUCACCUGACCACUCUGUUGCUGUGCUCACAGAAAACCUCCCCAUAAAGUAAACACGUUAUAACAGAGACAACUACGAACAAACAAUAGGAGUUAUUCAAGCUUUAUGGUCUUGUUGGAGAGCGAGGCUUCCUGUGACGCAGCGAGCAGUGCGGGGAAUGGACGGUUGAUUUGUCUCUCUUGAAGUUUGCUCAUCUUGUGGGUCUGGAUUUCUGCUCUCGUGUUUCCUGUCAGAGCAGCAGAGAGCUCAGCAUAGGGAGGGGCGGCCGUGCCCUCUCCAGCUCUCUGGGUCCUGGCCCCAGACACCACCCUGUGGAGCUGCAGUCCCAUCCCCUCCAGGGUGAUGGCUCCUUGGCCCAAUCCUGCCUUGGUCUCCUUCUGGCUCCUGUCUCUCUGCUCUAUCACCCUGGCUGGGGUUCACCAUAUCUCCUAUCUCCAGCUCAUCUCCCCUCAGGUGGCCUCUGGUCUGCCUAAGCGACUGCAAGUGAUGAGGGUGAAUGACCUGGUGCUCUCAGUCUAUGACAGCAACACGCGCAGGCAAGCUCCCCGCAAUGGGUACAGCCCAGGGAACCAGGAAAGCCAGCAGUUCUGGAAUGCACGCAGGGCUGGGUGCCUGGCCUGGGACUUCUGGGUGGAGACUGAGUACCAGGGCCUGGUGCGGGAGAUGAACGCCAGCGCCCCAAAGGCGGAGCCCUACUACAUGCAGGUCUUGAAGACCUGUGAGCUGGACGAUGCCACCGGUGCUGUCCGAGCUGUCACCAGAUAUUCCCUCAAUGGGGAGGACAUGCUGCAGCAUCAGACCGACCAGAACCGCUGGUUUUCGGUGCACCCGGCAGCCUGGCAAGUGGCGGAGCGCUGGAACCGUGAAGGAGAGACUUCUGCUGUGCUGAACCACCUCCCACUGCAGCAAUGCAGGUUCUGGAUGGAGAGGUCUGUGCCAUUCACCACUCAGAAGACAGCCCAGCCCUCAGUGCAUGUGGCCUUCGUCUCAGGGACCCAGGACCGGCUGCGCCGCCUCAUCUGCCACGUGACGGGGUUCUAUCCCCGUGACAUCGAGGUGACCUGGGAGCGGGGGGGUCAGGUGGCCCUGGGGGAGCAGCUGACCAGCGGGAUCCGGCCAAAUGGGGACCCCACCUUCCAGAUCCAGGUGUCCAUCGAGCUGGGGCAGGAGGCGGUCGGCCCUGCAGAGCAUGUGUGUGUGGUGAGACACAGCAGCCUGGGGGAUACCCCUCUGAGGGUGACCUUGGAUUCCCAGGCCACAGGCCAACCUGGUAUCCUGGUGAUUGUUCCUGUCUGCAUCCUUGCGGUGCUGGGAAUCGGGGCCCUGGGCUGGUACCUAAGGAGGAGGCCAGGGGCCCAGAAGGGGCCGUAUCAUCCGGCACAGACACAGCCAGAGACAGUCAACUCUGCUCCAGCCACCACUAAGCCAGCAGGAGCCUCCUCGUCCACAGCACCUUCUCUCCUGGAUGCCACUGAGUGACCAGACAUGGAGACAGCUGGGUAAUGGCCAUCACCACAGACUGGAGCCACAUGGACCAUCCCUGGCAAAGGGGAGGUGCAGGGGAUGGGGGGUAAUGGAUAAGGCCAAAAUCCCUGAGGUACAGGGUGGGGUGUGUGACGUUGCACUCCAUAUGUUUUAUGGAAAUAUGCUUAUGACUGUGAAUAUGAUGUAAAUGGAAUAUGCUUUAUGCAAAUGGUCCCUUGUAUGGUGUCCUUAGGAAGCUUGUAAUCUACUAAGUGUGUUCAUCAUAUUUGUUUGCAUGUAUUAUUUCUAUAUGUGGAGUUAGGAGAAUAAGAUAUAAACUUGUAUCACUGUUGUAGUCACACCAGUGAGCGCUGUCAAUGGGGCAUUAGGAACUUGAUGGCUCCCAUUGAGUAGGACAAUUAGUUGUAAAUGGUUUAUUUAUCUGCAAGCAUUCCUGUGUCUGUGUUGGCCAACCCAGGAAGAAUGGAAACUAGGGGUCUUACAGUGACAUAUGACCAUGUCACAUGAUACUGGAAUCCAGCUUAGCCCUUGUACUUUUCCACUGUUGAGGCGGGGGUGGGGACCAAGCACAGACAAAAGAUUCCCGCCUUGUUCUAAAGCUAUAAAAGGGUGUGUGUAGAGGGGUAGUCACCCCACUCCGGCCCUGUAGAGGUUAAACCAGCCCGGGGAAAGGGCUGACACUGCGAGAGGGCUGCUGCUGGGGUAAGCAGCAAGCCUGAGCUGAAAGGGGAAACAGCCACAGCUGGGGCCAUGCCCCAGUCAGGGCCCAGCUGGUCCUUAUAAGAGUGCAGUGGGCCAGGAGCUCCGACAAAGAGUCUCUCUCUCUCUCAGGCCAUAGAGAGAGAAGGACCUGGCUGCUGGGAGCUGAACGGAGUACCUAAAGUGGAGCAGGGCUGGGGGAAGGCUAGAAGAACUGUGGGAGCUCCAGCCUGGAAACCCCCCCCAGGCUGUAGGCCUUGUUAAAGGCAGGAAAGGGUACUGGGGUUGCAGAGGGGCAGCCCAAGGAUAGGCAGAGGCAGCAGGUCCAAACCCCCCUUGUGGGUGAUGAGUGGCACUUACACUGCAGUUUGCCCCAGGGAACGGGGGCUAGGUGAUGACUGGCAGUGGCGAUGGACUGAGGCGAGGGAUAGAGGGUGGGGUUUCCUGGGGUGGGGAGUCCCAGAUUGGGGGGUUGCUGCGGUGGGCAGAACCCCUGAGUAAAGGGCACCGAGGUCUGGGAGGGACAUGGAGACCAGCGGCAAGCAGGACAUCGGCCAGCAGAGGGCGCUCUGGAGCUGGAAAAGCUAAUUUCCUGGACAACCAGCAGGAACCGCUGCACCAGUGAGUCGCCGCAUCACUAUAGGGUGGAACAGGAGAAAGGGGGCUGCCAGUCAAUAGAAAACCCCUGCUUACCACCUGAGAUGUGUGCUGGAUCUAACAAAGACUCUACCGGGGAAAGGACUAGGCCCAGACUAGGAAGGACUCUAGUCUGUGAAAGAAGCUUAUUGGAACAUCUCUGAGGGUGAGAUAUUAACUGUAAUCAGUUUCUUAAUAUAGUGGACUUGCUUUUGCUUUGUGACUCACUUUGUUCUGUUAUUACUUGAAACUUAAAUCCUACUUUUUAUACUUAAUAAAAUCACUUUAGUUUAUCAAUAAA